GUCCGCUGCCGGAGCCAGUAGUCCGCGGGGGCUGGCGCGGGAGUCGGUGACGUAGUUAAACCCGUUCCGCUGCGUUGUGACAUCACAGUGCCCCCAGCCCCACCUUUGAUUUUCUCCUACGUCUCCUCCCUACGUUUGGCUCUAGGGGCGGGGGCGUUGCGAUGAAGCGAGGGCAUGAAGUUAGGCCGGCCCUCAGUGGAGCAGGUGAGGCGGGACCAGGUGGGAUGGCAGAAUGCCCCCUGGGUCUAGCCUAUCCAGGCCGUCCCGGGCGGCUCCAACGCCAUCUCCUGAGCGGCGAGUUCGACCAGCUGCGGGACUUCACCAUCUUUGAGAGCAACUUCGUGCAGGUGACUCGGUUAGGAGAAGUUGCCAACAAGGUCACCAUGGGGGUGGCAGCCUCCAGUCCAGCCCUGGAACUCCCAGACCUGUUGCUGCUGGCAGGCCCUGGCAAGGAGAACGGACACCUGCAGCUCUUCGGGCUGUUCCCCUUGCAAUUUGUCCAGCUCUUCGUCCACGAUGAAAGCCGCUGCCAGCUCAAGGUCAAGUUCCGCACAGGCCGAGCCUUCUACUUGCAGCUGCGGGCCCAGCCGGAGACCCGUGACCGCGAAUUUGGCCAGUGGGUGCGGCUGCUCUACCGCCUGCGCUUCCACUCGGUCCAGGGACCCGUGCCCUUCACGCAGGAGUACUCGAUGCCAGAGGACCAGGACUACGAGGAUGAGGAUGAGGAAAAUGAAGCACAGCUGGAGUGCGAAGAGGUGCAGAGGGGGCUUCAAGCCUUGGAAGCCAGACUUGACCCACAGACCUCUGAACUCUGGGGACUCUGAUUCUUCCAACAUCCUUUGAGGUCAACAAAGGACUAGAGAUCAAAGUACUCUGCCUCAGGCCAGACAGAUGAGUUAUUAAAGUUAAUAAAGAUCAGGUCAUGAGCAGCUCCGCCAGCGCCACCGAUUCAACAUGGCUGCCUGACAGAAGUAGCUUUUCCAGUAUGGCACUUCCACCUGGUCUUUAGUUUCACCAUGUCUUGCUCCUUGGGCCACCAUUGCGACCUGGUGUCCACCAUGUGGACGUGGCUGCCUCAGUGGAGCAGCCUUCUCAAUCUGGCCUGUGGUUGUUGCCAUUGCAACCACCCUGCAUCCUCCCCAGCUCCCAGUAGCCAGCCUGGGAACUGCCUCCCCCUGGGCUCACUGGCCACUUUUGUAGUUGCCAUGGCAAUGUAGUUGCCCCACUAAAGUAGUUGUUCUGA
Otolemur garnettii (small-eared galago) is the source of this 1243-nucleotide messenger RNA. RefSeq names its product family with sequence similarity 71 member E1 (gene GARIN5A). The transcript is spliced from 5 exons. The record is from RefSeq and is a predicted model, not a curated record. NCBI's taxonomy places the organism in Eukaryota, Metazoa, Chordata, Mammalia, Primates, Galagidae. The coding region runs from base 162 to 824 and encodes 220 amino acids. Gene Ontology annotation, cellular component: nucleus.